AAAAGAGGAGGUGAAAUGCAGAAUAGAAGAAGUCUAAGCAUACUUGUUUUCACAAUGGCCAAGUUAGCAAUUGCAGCAUUAUUCGGACUCUUCUUUGUUCCCGCCUUGGCAUACGAUCCAAGGAUUGUUGGGGGAAAAACCGCUUCUGCUGGACAAUUCCCAUACCAAGUUGCAUUGAAGAGGAGUGGAUCUUUCCUUUGUGGUGGAUCUAUCAUUUCAAGUACUUUCAUCUUGACUGCUGCCCAUUGUGUUGUUGAUGGAAAUAACAAUGCCUAUGCUGCAUCACUUUUCACCGUUGUUGCUGGAACCACCAACUACAACAGUGGUGGAGUAUCCAAGACUGGAAAGAAGGUCUACGUUCACGAAAGCUAUGGCAAUUUCAAAAAUGAUAUUGCACUCAUCGAAUUGAGUUCUGCUUUGACCUUCUCGAGCACCAUCCAACCAAUUGCUCUUGCCACUUCUGCUCCACCAACUGGUGCUUCCAUUCUCAUCUCUGGAUGGGGACGUCUCUCCACCUCAGGAUCCCUUCCAAGUCAACUUCAAUAUAAUACUUUGUCUGCUGCCACCACCUCUGCUUGUGCUUCCAGUGGUGUCAAUUAUGCUGGAUUACUUUGCUUGGCUCAUUCUUCAGGACAUGGUGCUUGCAACGGUGACUCGGGUGGUCCAGCUGCCUACAAUGGCAAGAUUGUUGGUGUUGCUAACUUCGUUGUUGGAGGCUGUGGAAGCUCAUACCCAGAUGGCUAUGCCUUGGUUCCUUACUUCUACAACUGGAUCGUUGCGAGGGUUAACUAAGGACUAUUAUGUCAAAUAUAAAAAAUAAGCAUCCA
Messenger RNA from Hermetia illucens (black soldier fly), 827 nucleotides. Its product is annotated as serine protease SP24D-like. Gene Ontology annotation, molecular function: serine-type endopeptidase activity. Lineage: Eukaryota; Metazoa; Arthropoda; Insecta; Diptera; Stratiomyidae. Gene Ontology annotation, biological process: proteolysis. The transcript is spliced from 3 exons. The record is from RefSeq and is a predicted model, not a curated record. The coding region runs from base 16 to 792 and encodes 258 amino acids.